AUGGCUCCCCCGGCCUCGACCUUUCACCUCGAUGUCGAGGCAAUCUCUGGCAUUUGCGGAUCAAUCUCCAUUGCUUGCUGGGUCGUCGUCUUCUCUCCGCAGAUUCUCCAAAACUUUCAGCGUGGCAAUGCCGAUGCUCUCUCGAUCCAAUUCAUCAUUGUCUGGCUUCUCGGCGAUGUCUUCAACAUUAUCGGGGCCGUCAUGCAGGGCGUCUUGCCUACAAUGAUCAUCCUGGCCAUUUACUAUACUCUUGCCGAUAUCGUGCUGCUUCUGCAGUGCUUCUACUACCGCGGCUUUACAUGGAAAGACCCUACGCCCGCCCCCAAGCCGGACAACGGACCAAACGAGCGUACCGCCCUCCUCGACGCAACGCAAGAACGCAGAGGCUCCGACUGGACUGGGCUCUCGCCCGCCGUGCCACACAUUUCCGACACCAAGGAACCGCAGCCCGCCCCGACUGUCGCCCAGACCGUCCUAUGGAACUCGUUGAUCGUGCUCAUGGUCUGUGCCGCCGGCGUGCUCGGCUGGUUCCUGGGCGAGCGUGCCAAGGGCCCGCGCGAGGACCUGCCGGAAAACAGCAACGACACGCUCAAGUUCAACCUGGUCGGCCAGCUUUUCGGAUACCUGUGCGCCGUCGCUUACAUUGCCUCGCGCAUGCCCCAGCUCAUUCUCAACUACCGCCGCAAGACGACCGACGGCCUGAGCAUGCUCUUCUUCCUCUUUGCCUGUCUGGGCAACAUUACUUACGUGCUCUCCAUCUUUGCGUUUGAGCCCAAGUGCGGCGCGAGGCGCUGCAAGCAUGGCGAGGCCGGCCAGAUAUACGGCAAGUACAUGCUCGUCAACCUCAGCUGGCUGGCUGGGGCGCUUGUGACGCUAUUCAUGGACUUUGGCGUGUUCGCUCAGUACUUUAUCUAUAAGAGGGAUGACGACGAGCAGUACCUGUCUGAAUAUGAAGAGGAGCGCGUGCCGGAGAGCGUUCAAGCUAAUGGUCUCGGUAACGGCAACAGCAAUGGUCGCGUGCAGCCGACAGAGACUUGGGAUCAGCGACCUUUGCUGCAACGCAACGACUCGAGCCAACGCUAA
Beauveria bassiana ARSEF 2860 is the source of this 1083-nucleotide messenger RNA. Its product is annotated as PQ loop repeat family protein. Bases 1 to 1083 code for a protein of 360 amino acids. Gene Ontology annotation, biological process: basic amino acid transmembrane export from vacuole. Gene Ontology annotation, cellular component: fungal-type vacuole membrane. The transcript has 4 exons. NCBI's taxonomy places the organism in Eukaryota, Fungi, Ascomycota, Sordariomycetes, Hypocreales, Cordycipitaceae. The record is from RefSeq and is a predicted model, not a curated record.